Messenger RNA from Rana temporaria (common frog), 5080 nucleotides. It is a transcript of the gene VCL, whose product is annotated as vinculin. The record is from RefSeq and is a predicted model, not a curated record. The transcript is spliced from 23 exons. Gene Ontology annotation, cellular component: actin cytoskeleton. Bases 200 to 3631 code for a protein of 1143 amino acids. NCBI's taxonomy places the organism in Eukaryota, Metazoa, Chordata, Amphibia, Anura, Ranidae. Gene Ontology annotation, biological process: cell adhesion. Gene Ontology annotation, molecular function: structural molecule activity; actin filament binding.
AAGGCGGGGCGGCAGGACGUCACCCAGCGGCCGGAGUUGGGAGUGUUGUGUGGAAGUGUCCGGUGAGUGGAGAAGAGGAGGAGAGCCCGGCAGACAGAGCGGAGAAGCCGGGGAGAAGAGCCGUAUUCGGUCCGUACAUACAGUCCCGGGACACAGCACAUUCUUCUCCUUAGUGCUGACACACCACCCGGCCGCCACCAUGCCUGUCUUCCACACCAAGACCAUCGAGAGCAUCCUGGAGCCGGUGGCCCAGCAGAUCUCCCACCUGGUUAUCAUGCAUGAGGAGGGCGAGGUAGACGGCAAGGCCAUCCCGGAGCUCACCACACCUGUGGCGGCUGUCCAGUCGGCGGUCAGCAACCUGGUCCGGGUUGGGAAAGAAACUGUUCAGACGACUGAUGAUCAGAUGAUGAAGAGAGAUAUGCCGCCUGCCUUCAUCAAAGUAGAAAAUGCUUGUGCCAAGCUUGUCCAGGCUGCUCAAAUGCUGCAUGCAGAUCCAUAUUCUGUGCCAGCUCGUGAUUACCUUAUUGAUGGAUCUCGUGGAAUCCUCUCCGGUACCUCAGAUCUGCUCCUGACAUUUGAUGAGGCUGAGGUAAGGAAAAUAAUCCGUGUGUGUAAAGGUAUUCUGGAGUACCUGGCUGUUGCAGAGGUGGUUGAAAGCAUGGAAGAUCUCGUGACGUACACCAAGAAUUUGGGACCAGGAAUGACCAAGAUGGCAAAAAUGAUUGAUGACCGUCAACAAGAGUUGACCCAUCAAGAACAUCGAGUGAUGCUUGUUAAUUCCAUGAACACAGUGAAAGAUCUGUUGCCAGUGCUGAUCUCAGCUAUGAAGAUCUUUGUGACAACAAAGAGCUCCCGUAGCCAAGGUGUAGAAGAAGCUCUAAAAAAUCGUAACUUUACAGUGGAUAAGAUGAGUGCUGAGAUUAAUGAAAUAAUCCGAGUACUUCAGCUGACUUCUUGGGAUGAAGAUGCCUGGGCCAGCAAGAAGGACACUGAGGCUAUGAAGAGGGCACUUGCACACAUUGGCUCUAAAAUGAACCAGGCAAAAGGAUGGUUGAGAGACCCGAAUGCUCCCCCAGGAGAUGCUGGAGAACAAGCUGUACGUCAGAUUCUGGAUGAAGCUGGGAAGGUUGGAGAGCUUUGUGCAGGCAAGGAACGAAGGGACAUUUUGGGGACCUGCAAGGCUCUAGGUCAAAUAACAGAUCAAGUGGCUGAUCUAAGGGCAAGAGGUCAAGGAGCUACCCCUACAGCAAUGCAGAAAGCACAGCAAGUAUCUCAGGGCUUAGACCUCCUGACGGCUAAAGUCGAAAAUGCCGCCCGUAAAUUGGAAGCUCUGACAAACUCUAAACAGGCCAUUGGCAAGAAGAUUGACACUGCUCAGAGCUGGCUUGCAGAUCCCAACGGUGGUCCUGAAGGUGAGGAGACCAUUCGAGAAAUCCUAGCUGAAGCCAAGAGGAUUGCCGAGUUGUGUGAAGAUCCCAAGGACAGAGAGGACAUCUUGCGUUCCUUGGGGGAAAUAGCAGCAUGUACAGCUAAGCUGAGUGACCUCCGACGACAAGGGAAGGGAGACACACCAGAAGCUCGAGCUUUAGCGAAGCAGAUAGGAACUUCUCUGCAGAAUCUGCAGACCAAGGUGAAUCGUGCCGUUGCCAACAGCCGCCCUGUUAAAGCAGCUGUAAAUAUGGAAGGGAAGGUAGAGCAGGCCCAACGCUGGAUUGACAAUCCCUCUGUGGAUGACCGUGGUGUGGGUCAGGCUGCCAUCCGUGGCAUGGUAGCAGAAGGACGUCGCCUGGCAAACUCUAUGAUCGGACCAUACCGCCAAGAUAUGAUGGCGCGGUGCGACUGUGUAGAGCAGCUGGCGGGACAGCUUGCUGAGCUAGCGGCACGGGGUGAAGGGGACACACCACAUGCUCGAGCUGUGGCUGCUCAACUCCAGGAUGCAUUAAAGGAUCUGAAGGCCAAGAUGCAAGAAGCAAUGACUCAGGAAGUGUCUGAUGUCUUCAGUGAUACCACUACUCCCAUUAAACUUCUGGCUGUGGCAGCCACUUCACCACCUGAUGCUCCAAACAGGGAAGAGAUGUUUGAUGAUAGAGCUGCCAAUUUUGAGAGCCAUGCCGCUCGUCUGGGAGCCACAGCAGAAAAAGCAGCAGCAGCAGGAUCGGCCAAUAAAGCCACUGUGGAGGGAAUACAAGCAACUGUAAAAACAGCCAGGGAGCUCACUCCGCAGGUUGUCUCUGCUGCUCGAAUCCUGUUGCGUAAUCCAGGAAACCAGGCUGCAUAUGAACACUUUGAAACCAUGAAAAAUCAGUGGAUAGAUAAUGUAGAAAAGAUGACAGGCCUUGUUGAUGAGGCCAUUGACACACGGGCACUGCUGGAUGCUUCUGAGGAAGCCAUUAAGAAGGAUAUUGACAAAUGCAAAGUUGCCAUGGCAAAUAUGCAACCCCAAAUGCUUGUUGCUGGAGCCACUAGCAUUGCUCGCCGUGCAAACCGUAUCAUGUUGGUGGCCAAAAGGGAGGUGGAAAAUUCUGAAGAUCCAAAAUUCAGAGAAGCAGUGAAGAAUGCUUCAGAUGACCUGAGCAAAACCAUCUCUCCUAUGGUUCUGGAAGCCAAAGCUGUAGCUGGCAACAUUUCAGACCCAGCCCUACAGAAAGGCUUUUUGGACUCUGGCUUCAGGAUCCUAGGAGCUGUGGCCAAAGUAAGGGAAGCAUUCCAACCUCCAGAACCAGAUUUCCCUCCACCUCCCCCUGACUUGGAGCAUCUGCGGCUGACUGAUGAGGCUGCACCUCCCAAACCGCCUCUUCCCGAGGGAGAGAUUCCACCACCCAGACCCCCACCUCCUGAUGAGAAGGAUGAGGAGUUCCCUGAAGAGAAGGUGGGCGAAGUGAAUGAACCAAUGAUGGUGGCUGCAAGACAACUUCACGAAGAAGCACGCAAAUGGUCCAGCAAGUCACCUGGAAGCCCUGCUCCUGCUACCCCGCAGGGUACAGAAGCCGUUGUGUCUGAGGUAGAGCAGGAGCGUGAGGAAGAGGAGGAAGCGUCAGUAGAAUUUGUCCUCUCUGACGUUGAAGAUGAUUAUGAGCCAGAGCUGCUGUUAGUGCCUGAGGGGCAGCCUGUGAACCAGCCAAUGCUGGCCGCAGCUCAGUCUUUACAUCGGGAAGCUACCAAAUGGUCCAGUAAGGGUAAUGACAUCAUUGCAGCUGCCAAACGCAUGGCUCUGCUUAUGGCUGAGAUGUCUCGGCUUGUGAGAGGUGGUAGUGGCAACAAGAGAGCUCUAAUUCAGUGUGCCAAGGACAUUGCUAAAGCUUCAGAUGAAGUGACCAAGCUGGCCAAGGAAGUGGCUAAGCAGUGCACAGAUAAGAGGAUCAGAACGAACUUGCUUCAGGUAUGUGAAAGGAUCCCAACUAUCAGCACCCAGCUCAAGAUUCUGAGUACUGUCAAGGCCACUAUGCUGGGAAGGACCAACAUCAGCGAUGAAGAAUCGGAGCAGGCAACAGAAAUGCUUGUCCAUAAUGCACAGAACCUGAUGCAGUCAGUAAAGGAGACUGUAAGGGAAGCUGAAGCUGCAUCAAUCAAGAUCCGGACAGAUGCUGGAAUCACGCUUCGUUGGGCACGGAAAACCCCAUGGUACCAGUAACUUCUCCAUCUUGGGAUGGAAUGUAGCCACCUUUCCCUAUUGUACAAAGCACACUAAUACUGUGUAAACGAAAGGAAACCGAUGAUGAAUUUGCUUUCUAAGUGAGCCUCCAGAUCGUUAGACGGCCAUUUUUAUUGUUUCUUUUGUCUAACAAUAAUUUGGCUCCUCCAUCAGUACGUUGCUUAACUCACUAUUUUUUUUUUCUAUUGUAUUAAUGGCCUUUAGACUGACUUCUGCACAUCCUUACUGCAGAUUAACGGAGAGUUCAGUACAAUACACCAGAUGGCACAACCUUAUCUGUUCCUUUCUGCUUUGUCACACCUUAGCCUGAACACCCAUCAUAUUCUUCUGAGCACAGAAAUGUAAAACACUAAACUCUCGUCCAUACUCUUUUACUUUGAUAUGUCCAUCCUGUAGGGUCCAUAUUGUAUCUCCUUUUCCCAAUCUAUGCAGAGGACUGUGACUGGUCAUUGUAGCAUAUAUGUUAAUGAAGUGUCCUUCAGACUAGAAGAGCAAUGUGUCAUAACUGAUGAAUGUAUAAUAGCAGCACUUUGUGUGAUCCAGCAGCAGUGGUGUUUGUAGUGUUGCUGGUUUUUCAGAAUGCAUGAGAGGAUUAGAUUUGUGUAUGUGACCUCGAGAUAUGAAGAUCAAACCUGGUGCCAUUCACGGAGAUAAGCCUACACAAACUUGAACCUUGGGGAUGUGAAUAAUAUCAUAUCUUAAUAAACCAGAGGCCUGUGGCAGUAGCUUUGCCUUUAUACUAUUAAUGCUUGCCAGUUCGCUCUCGUCAUAGCAUCAAGUGUAACUCAAACAAGGCAAUUACCUUUGAUAGUUUGGUUGGAAUAAAUUCCAGCUUCCCACUUGCUGUCACAGAGGUUGAUGCAGGUGAAUGUGUAGUGGAAUUCUUCAGAGUAAAUUGCCUACAUCCCGCUCUUCCAUCUCGCAUCUUUAGAGGGUGUGCAUAUUACUAGCUUCAUUUCUCACCAAGUGUUGGCUGGAGGUAUCUGGUCAAUUCCAAUGAAUGUCCAAGCAUGUACACACUAGAAGGCUGGGGGUUACGCCACUGCCUGAUUUGCCUUGGUGUACAGUUUUGGUUUAUAUUGUGGGAAAUGAGAUUAAUGUAUUUGAAUGCCAUAAUGCCUUUUAACACACAGAUCUAGUAUUGGUUAAAACCAAAGACGUCUAUUUUUUUGUUUGUAGAGCAAUUAUGUUAAACUUUCCAACUGUUUGCAGUUAUAUAUGACUGAAACUAGCAAAGGCAGAGUCUUUCUCAUAGGAUUUUAGUCAACUUCUUGUUGAUUAGGGGGCCCUUUACAGAGGAGAAGGGUUAAGUAACAUUCGACCUGCACUGUUUCCUGGGAUAAAUUAGAGCAAAUGUAUCUUUACACUGAAGCUCUGAUUCAGCUUUGUUCCUGUCAGUACAAACCAAUAAACGAUUUAUAUACUUCA